Molecule: messenger RNA, 1939 nt
Organism: Durio zibethinus
Lineage: Eukaryota; Viridiplantae; Streptophyta; Magnoliopsida; Malvales; Malvaceae
Source: RefSeq, a predicted model, not a curated record
AAUACAUGGCGCAGGUUUGCUCGUGAAGGUCCACCAGCUUACGUUAGCAUCUCUUUCCUGCGGUCAGAGACCACUCCUCUUGAGUCCCUAAAUCAUCCUGAUUGGGCCACGUGCCAUCAUUUGUCUCCCGCGUCGUACAUCUAUCCGUUAACCCUAGACUAUCUAUUUUCAUCACUUUGUCUUCUCUGUGACCCUUCAAUCGAAGAAGAGAAGAGAAAAAAAAACAAAAGAUAAAACCAAUAAUAUUCAAACGAACGUAGAAAAAUAGUUAUCAAGAAAGAAAAAAAAAGGAGAAAAAUUGAAAAUGGGGAAACUUCUUUGCGAUUCGUCGACCGUGGCGGAGACAUUUCAGACGUCAUCUCCGACGGUCCCUUGGAGGGAACCAAACUCAGCGACUCUUGAAGCAGUUGAUCUAGUUGACCAGACCAUCGCGUCCACGACGGCUGCCACGUGGGAGAACGUUAUUGGCCUAGAGGACCAGCAGAGACGGCAUCUAAUAAAGCUUCACACCAAGGGAGUGCUGUGGAAGCACCCGAACGAGCAAGGCUCAUCGUUGGUGUUCCGGCUGUCUCAUGGAGGCGAUGUGUCGGCGGAUGGAAACUGCCUCUUCACAGCCUCGCAAAGGGCGAUGGCGCGUGAGGUGGACGCGCGGGAUCUGAGGAGGCGGACAAUUAAGCGGUUCUUGGAGGAUUUUGGAUCUGCUAAGGAAGAAGAGAGGCAAGUUAUAAAUGAGGCGAUUAGGAAUAUGUACUCGCCGGAUCUGAGGAAUGGGUGGGGGGUUCAUGUGGUUCAAGAAGUUAAGUUGUUAGCCAAGAAGGAGGAGCGCGUUGCCUUGGACUUGGCCAUUGACGACAUCGUACAGCUCGGAAUGCAAAGAGAAUUGGUAGCGGAAUCUAUUUACAAAGAGAGAUGUGUUCCUGUGAAUGAUGACUCAAGCUGGGCCAAAUACAUGUCGAUUUCUGGUUCACCUGAUGAUGAAUAUGAUAUCAUCACCUUGCAAUAUACUGAGGAGGGUUUAUUAUCUGUAGAUGAGAAUAGAGAAGGUCAUGCUGCUGCAUUUGGAGAUGACAUUGCCAUCGAAUGUCUUGCAACGGAGUUUAAUAGAGAAAUAUAUGUAGUGCAAGCGCAUGGAUCAGAUGCUAUGGUUGAUGAAGACAAUUGUGUUUUCUUCCUUCCACAUCGUCCAAGGAGUGAAAUAUGUGAGCCUCCCUUCUUCCUGUUUAUGAAAGGAACAGGUUGGUGUGGUGCUGGCGCUGAUCAUUAUGAACCUUUGAUUGCCCAUGCUUCUUCACUUGUUUCUCCUGAGAAGGUUGCUCUGGUACUCUGAGGGUUUCGUGGCUAAGAGAUUAAAUAGAAUUAGUUCAUUCCCCCCCCCCAAUGUUUGGCAAGCAAAGGAGUUCUCUAGAUCCUUUUUCUAUGAGAAUUCCAUUGCAUAGCAUUCUCCUAUUUUGUGUUAACAUUAUCUAGAAUUGGUUGUACUCGACAUUUAGUUUGAGUAAGCGUUAGUAUUUUGUAGUGGUUUUGCCGGCUUCUUUUGUUGUGGUUGAGUUAGUGAGCUAGGUGCUUUUUCCUCCAAGCUGGAAUAGUGCCAUCCUUGUUGUAUCUUAGUUGGACUUUGUCCAUUCAAUGAUCGAAAUGACAAUUUUUUGGUCUGCUCAAUGCCUAGCUUUUAUCUUGUCUGGUUUUCUUGUCAGUAAUGAUCCAUUUACAACUAUAGCUUGUACGGACAAAAUAAAAAAGCUUAUGCUUUUUAAAAUGAGUUAAAAAAGUUUAACACCAAUAUUUUAACGGGCUCCAAAUUUCUUCAUUUCAAUUAGCAGGGCAAAAGAUUCAUAAUUUUAGUCACUGUGUGUAAUUGGGGCGUUAAAUUGUAGAAAUAGAUAAAUGUUUAAUGACUGGGGACUUCGAAGGUAAACGUCUUCAAAUAAAGCUGGAUGGU